Molecule: messenger RNA, 2901 nt
Organism: Leopardus geoffroyi (Geoffroy's cat)
Lineage: Eukaryota; Metazoa; Chordata; Mammalia; Carnivora; Felidae
Gene: GCGR
Product: glucagon receptor
Exons: 15
Coding region: 420-1871 (483 amino acids)
Biological process (GO): adenylate cyclase-activating G protein-coupled receptor signaling pathway; cell surface receptor signaling pathway
Cellular component (GO): plasma membrane
Molecular function (GO): glucagon receptor activity; peptide hormone binding
Source: RefSeq, a predicted model, not a curated record
GGGGCUGGGAUUCAGGCUUUAGCCCCCUCCUGGGGGGGCGGGGAGGAGAGGGCACCCUCAGGAGGGUGAGCCCAGGGCAGAAGUCUGGGGGGGAGGAGGAGGUUGGGAGGAGCAGAGCGUCCCCGGGGCACCGGGAGCAACGGCGGCAUCGGCGGGAGGAGUCGGGUCGGUGGCACCGGCAAGCCAGCGGUGCUGGAGAGGCCCCGAGGGCCCGGGGCCGGGGGACACCCCAGGGGCCGCCCUGCCCCCACCCAGCACAGUCUGCCCCGUGGCGCGCUCGGAAGAAAUGUCCCCCAGAGCCGCGGCGGGGGCCCCGCUGCUUCGACCGGACUGCCCCAGAGGAGCGUGCGUGCCCAGGAGGACCGCUUUGCCCCAGCUGCGCAGUCCCAGCCAAAUGUGGGGGGCGGCCGCUCAGAGGCAUGCCCCCCACCCGGCCACACCGCCCCUACUUUCUCCCGCUGCUGCUGCUGCUGGCCUGCCAGCCACAGGCCCCCUCCGCCCAGGUGAUGGACUUCCUGUUUGAGAAGUGGAAGCUGUACGGUGACCAGUGUCUCUACAACCUGAGCCUGCUGCCCCCCCCCACCGAGCUGGUCUGUAACAGAACCUUCGACAAGUAUUCCUGUUGGCCGGACACCCCUCCCAACACCACGGCCAACAUCUCCUGCCCCUGGUACCUGCCCUGGCACCACAAAGUGCAACACCGCCUCGUCUUCAAGAAGUGCGGGCCUGACGGGCAGUGGGUGCGCGGGCCCCGGGGGCAGCCGUGGCGGAAUGCGUCUCAGUGCCAGAUGGACGACGACGAGAUUGAGGUCCAGAAGGAGGUGGCCAAGAUGUACAACAGCUUCCAGGUGAUGUACACGGUGGGGUACUCUCUCUCCCUGGGGGCCCUGCUCCUGGCCCUCGCCACCCUGCUGGGCCUCAGCAAGUUGCACUGCACCCGAAACUACAUCCACGCAAACCUGUUCGCGUCCUUCGUGCUCAAGGCCAGUUCCGUGCUGGUCAUCGACACGCUGCUCAAGACCCGCUACAGCCAGAAGAUCGGCGACGACCUCAGCGUGAGCGUCUGGCUGAGUGACGGGGCAGUGGCCGGCUGCCGGGUGGCCGCGGUGUUCAUGCAGUACGGCAUCGUGGCCAACUACUGCUGGCUGCUGGUGGAGGGCGUGUACCUGCACAGCCUGCUGGGCCUCGCCGCCUUCCCGGAGAGGAGCUUCUUCGCCCUCUACCUGGGCCUCGGCUGGGGUGCCCCCAUGCUCUUCGUCAUCCCCUGGGCUGUGGUCAAGUGUCUGUUUGAGAACAUCCAGUGCUGGACGAGCAACGAUAACAUGGGCUUCUGGUGGAUCCUGCGCUUCCCGGUCUUCCUGGCGAUCCUGAUCAACCUCCUCAUCUUCACCCGCGUCCUCCGCGUCCUCGUGGCCAAGCUGCGAGCCCGCCAGAUGCGCUACACCGACUACAAGUUCCGGCUGGCGAAGUCCACGCUGACCCUCAUCCCCUUGCUGGGGGUCCACGAGGUGGUGUUUGCCUUCGUGACGGACGAGCACGCCCAGGGGACCCUGCGCUCCGCCAAGCUUUUCUUCGACCUCUUCCUCAGCUCCUUCCAGGGCCUGCUGGUGGCUGUUCUAUACUGUUUCCUCAAUAAGGAGGUGCAGUCGGAGCUGCUGCGGCGCUGGCACCUCUGGCACGUGGGCAACUCGCUGCGGGAACAGCGCCACGUGCACAGGCCCUCGGCCUCCGCCCGGCCCCGGGGCCGCCCCCCCAGCGCGAAGCUGCUGCUCUCCGGGGGCGGAGGCGGCAGCAACGGGGCCGGCCGGGACCCCUCCGCGGAGACCUGCCGGGUCAGCAGCCUCCCUGGGUUGGCCGAGAGCCCCUUCUAACGCCCCCGGGGGCCCCGGCUGAGGCCGGACUCGGGUGCUGAGAGAGGGCCCUGCUGAACCACCCAGAGCCCGGGCUGGAGGGACGGGAGCCGGACAGCGGCCCCACCGUCCACCCGUGCCCCAGUGUGGGAGGUCUGAGGGCCUCCCUUCUGCCCUGUGCUGGGGAGGCGGGGUGGGACGGGAAGCCGUUCUGUGAGCGCCUGCCGGUGUAGCCGGUGUUUAAGGACGAGUGUACCCUCCAACAAUAAAGAGUCUGAGUAGCGGCCGCACCCCGUGGGGAGCUGGGCUGAAAGAGAGGGCGGGGCCGGGCCCGGGGCCUCCCCACGGAAGGGAGCAGCCUUGGAUGAGGACUGCAGCUGGUGUGCUGCCUCUGGGAGGCCCCCAUUUUCCCGGUAACUUGGAGCUGGAACCCGAGGGGGUCCCAAAGCGCGACCGGUGGCUGACAGCGCCCCUCCCCGUCCCCACCGGAGCAGUUUCUAGCCACCCUCCCAUGCUGGUUUAGGUGGGGCUCGCCCACACCCUGGGCCCGAGGGGACGGUCCAUUCAUUUUGGCUCCCAACCCCCAGAGGGUCACCAUCAGCCAGCGGAGGGGUGUGAAGGGGCGGACGAUGGCGGAGGGAAGUCGGCAGGUACCACACUCCUUCCGCCAACCCCGCGCGAGUACCUCGGGCUCUCUCCUGGAGCCAGGGCUGAGCUCAGGCCCGAUAGGGGCAUCGGCAGACAAUCCAGAACCGGAUGUCCUCCACUGGCCGCUACUCGAUCCCGGCUCUAACCCCAACAAUUCACAGACCAUUUAGCAGAUGAAGUGGGGAGGAACGGACCCCCCAAAAUUGAAAUGGUCUGAGUGACGGCAGCAGCAUCAUUUUCCCAAGACCUCUGCGCUGUCCUGACGUCAUCGCUUAGCAGAGAAGCCUGACCCGCUCCACCCAAUUUACAGAAACGCAGGGGACAGAGGAGCCCGUUAGCAGAAGGAGGUGACUGGCCAAAUCCAGAGUGUGGGAAACUCCACUUUGAAGCACCCCAGGGUCCU